This is a messenger RNA of Ilex paraguariensis (yerba mate), 411 nucleotides long. NCBI's taxonomy places the organism in Eukaryota, Viridiplantae, Streptophyta, Magnoliopsida, Aquifoliales, Aquifoliaceae. The record is from the annotation of a GenBank genome assembly.
AUGUCUCCACUGAGUAAUAACUCACUUUUCUUGGACUAUCAUCGCAACCCAUUCCCGAUGUUCUUCCAGCGUGGCUUAAAUGUAUCGCUUUCUACGGAUGACCCUCUACAAAUUCAUUUAACAAAGGAGCCUCUUGUGGAAGAAUACAGCGUUGCAGCAAAGUUAUGGAAGCUCAGUUCCUGUGACCUUUGCGAGAUAGCCAGAAAUUCUGUCUAUCAGUCUGGAUUCUCACAUCAAGCCAAGUUGCAUUGGCUCGGCAGUAAAUAUUUCAAGAGGGGCCCAGAAGGAAACGAUAUUCACAAGACUAAUGUACCCAGUAUGAGGAUUUCCUUCAGAGAUGAGACAUGGAAGGAGGAGAUGCAGUAUGUCUAUUCAGGAAAAGCAAGAAUUCCCGAGGAAAUAGACGUUUGA